This is a messenger RNA of Carcharodon carcharias (great white shark), 3033 nucleotides long. RefSeq names its product linker for activation of T-cells family member 2-like. Gene Ontology annotation, cellular component: plasma membrane. The record is from RefSeq and is a predicted model, not a curated record. The transcript has 14 exons. The coding region runs from base 184 to 717 and encodes 177 amino acids. Lineage: Eukaryota; Metazoa; Chordata; Chondrichthyes; Lamniformes; Lamnidae. Gene Ontology annotation, biological process: B cell activation; calcium-mediated signaling; B cell receptor signaling pathway.
UCAACUCUUUUCUUCUCCGCCGAUGCUGCCAGACCUGCUGAGUUUUUCCAGGAAUGAAUCAAGUGGAGCUGUGGUGGGGCAUUCUCUCCGUUCUUCCAUUUGGGAUCCUUGUAAUGCUCUGUACCAGGUGUAGGCUAUUUGGAAAUCGCAUUUCUAGAUUUGCAUAGCACCAACUUCAAUGAGAUGAGACAGACUGUCCACAGUAAACUGGCUAUAAUCAGAGAAGAGACCAGGAGAAAAGGCCAGAGUGUUCACAUGAAUGAAGACAAGAAGCGAUUUGAAGUAGUGAGAUCAUAUACAGUGUCUCGACCAGAACCAACACCAACACCGGAUUCAAAGACUGAGAAUUUGGCUGCCUCAAAUGAUUUAAUUUCACACGUUCACCAAGCUGGAAACACACCUGGCUACGGCAACAUAAGUAUUGCAAACAAUCAUGAACAAGACCAGAAUUACAUAAAUCCCUUAGCAGCAGAAUAUUAUUGCUUCCCUGAGGAAUUUCUCAAACCUCCCAAUGACGAUUCAAAUUCGUAUGAAAAUGUGGAGAUCGGUAAAACGGCGAGUCAGACAUCUGUGGAGUCAGGCGGAAGUUACGAGAACUGCGAAUAUGCCGUAAAGUGGAAGCACCUGGAGGAGCCAGAGGAAAAGAGAGUUGGGAAUAAUGAUGAUGAUGACGAUGAUCCAGAUUAUGUCAACACUGUUCCCUGUCCAUCCCUGUAAAGUUCUUUGGAAUGAAAAUUUUUGGAUAUUGGACCACACUGAAUUGCAAUCCUAGAUAUACCAUAAAACCUGGUUCAGCAUCUGUUGACAAUGACCAGCUGGACCAGUUUCAGCUUGUGUGGUACUUCAUGGCAACAGCCUAUCAAAUGAUAUUAUUAAAUACAAAUAUAUUUCCACAAAAUUGGUAUCUACAUCAAGGGUAAUCAAAACACAAUAUUGCAGUCUACCAUAAUACGUGUUAGGAUGUAGGUUUGAAACAUAUUCAAUGAAUUUCACUCUGUAACAGGAAAGUGAUGUCAGAUUUACACCCCUAGUGGAGGCAGAAUCCUCAUCUCUUAUGUUCCUGCAGCCGAUUUUAGCAUAACACAAAGUUUACUUGCUCACUUGACCAAGAAAUAGUGUGGGUCACAGUGGAACUUGAGGGAGAAAACAAAAUUAAAAAGGUAAAUAAUUAGUGAAUAAUUCAACCAGCCAUUCUUUAAAUUUAAUUUGAACUUUAAGAUUUGAUGGAGAAAAAAACCUAAGGGGAAAGUUGUUUGUUUAAACUCAAUAUAACCCUGCAACCCUUUUGGUUAGGCUGUCAUUCAUUUCCCACCAUUGGCCACCAUGUUUUCCAUAUAGCCAGAUAUCCAAACAUAGAAUCUGGAUUCUAUGUGCUCAAGUGGGUGGCUCUUAGGAGUCCCAGGAUAUCUGUGACUUGUAGCCACCCUGUAACAGGCAGCAGAACAGUGGGCAUUGGGUCUCAGUGAUGAGGAUUUUCUGACUGCCAAAGGAAAUCAGCAGCCACAAAUUCCAAGUAAAUUUCAACAUGUGAGCUUUUUAAAUUGUCUUCAGGAACCCUGCAGUCUGCAGGGUUAUGUGCAGGCCACAGCUCUAGAGAUUCUGGGACAUAUUUAGACCAGGAAAUGAGAUGGCAGGGGGGGGCCAGGAGCAUCUUCUCCUACCUCAUUUGAAUGCCUUGAGGACAUGUUCUUCCCCCUCUCCCAAAAAAAUGACCAGCAAUUACACAUAAAAUUUACAACAGAAAGGGACCCUUUGGUCCACCUGGUCUCUGACUGUGUUUAUGCUCCAUAGAAGUCUCCACCUAGCCUACCUUAUUUUUUAUUAAUUUCUUCCUCAUGUAUAUCUAAUUUCCCUUCAAUUGUAGCUAUGCUAUUCACCUCGACCACACGAUAUGGGAGUAGGUUCUGCAUUCCCACCAUACUCUGAAUAAGAACAUAAGAAAUAGGAGUAGGCCAUUCGGCCCCUUCAAUAAGAUCAUGGCUGAUCUACCCCAGGCCCCAACUCCUCUUUCAUGCCAGUUCCUUGUGGCCCCCAACACCCCAAUAAUUCAAAAAUCUAUCUACCUCCUUUUUAAAUACCUUGUGAUCUAGCCUCCACAACUCCCUGGGUUUGAGAAUUCCAGACAUUCACUACCCUCAGAGAAGAAAUUCCUUUGCAUCUCAGUUUUAAAUGAGUGUCCCCUUAUUCUGUAACUAUGUCCCCUAGUUUGAGAUACCUCCACCAAUGGAAACAUCUCAACAUCUACCCUGUCAAGCCCCCUCAGAAUCUUGUACAUUUCAGUAAGAUCACCCCUCAUUCUUCUAAACUCUAAUGAAUAAAGGCCUAACCUGUUUAGCCGUUCUUGAUAAGUCAACCCCUUCAUCAUAGGAAUAGGGAAUGGAUAAGUUUCUCCUGAGUUCUUUAUUUGACUUACCAGUGAUUUCUUAUAUUUUUGCCCCCUAUUUCUGAAACAACGCAGAAACAACAGAGCCCCAUUUUCCUGACCUUUCCUCCCAGGGCAAGGGUUGGGAAAUCAAUCCUUCAGUGCUAUUAUCUCAUGCAAUAAGUUAGCUAUUCCAGAUGCUUUUGCACAGUCCUAAUAAUAUGCAAGGGUCAGUCAAAGCUAAAGAGGUUGUAAUUGGCACUGGAUACUAAUUCGAUAAGAAAUGCUACCAUUUAAAAUAAGGUUGAAAAAUAAGAACUAUUGAGAACAGAAUUGAUCAGACCUUUGAAAAAAAAAAAAUGUGAAAAUCCAAGUUGUGAAUGCCGCUUUGCUGAUGGGAAUAUUCCCUAAGGUGGCUCUAGUUUCAGGUGGUUUUAUCACUUCCUUAAAAGGGAAGGAAAGUCUAUGUACAGUGCCUUGUUUUUAUUUCACUUCAGUGACAAUGAAUACACUGGAGAUAGUAAAAAUGCCAUUAAUUUUAAUGUGAACAUUUUUUCUGCAAGAUUUGUAAUUUAUGAAUUGCUUUGUUAAAUCUAUUGAAAGUACAACAGUUUAAAAUGUUAUUCUGCACAGUUCUUUUACAAACAUUUCAAUAAAAGGCCCAAUUAAAA